Molecule: messenger RNA, 777 nt
Organism: Trichoderma citrinoviride
Lineage: Eukaryota; Fungi; Ascomycota; Sordariomycetes; Hypocreales; Hypocreaceae
Product: glutaredoxin
Exons: 2
Coding region: 1-777 (258 amino acids)
Molecular function (GO): 2 iron, 2 sulfur cluster binding
Source: RefSeq, a predicted model, not a curated record
AUGUCGACGAUUACCCCGAUUGAGACCGACGAGCAGUGGCAGCAGCUGCUCAGCACUGCACCCGCCUCAACCCUCAUCAUCGCCUCCUUCCACGCUCCCUGGGCGGCACCAUGUGCGCAGAUGGCCACCGUCCUGUCAACGCUGGCAUCCGAAUAUCCCGUCACCGACCCCCCGAGCACCAAGUGGGUGUCCAUCAACGCCGAAGAUCUCAGCGACAUCAGCGAAGCCUACGACGUCACGGCCGUUCCCUACCUGGUGCUGCUGCGGAACCGCCAGGUCGUCGAGACUGUCAGCGGCAGCAGCGCCGUCAAGGUGCGGACGGCCAUCGAGAAGCACGCCAAGAAGGACGGAAGUGCGACACAAGAUGCAGCGGCGCCCAACGGGGUCGCUGAGGCGGCUCAAGUCGCCCAGCCCGAUGCCGCUGCCGUCGAUCCGGUCAAGCAGAAGGAGGAGCUGUUCAAGCGCCUGGACGAUCUGGUCAAGGCCGCCCCCGUAAUGCUCUUCAUGAAGGGCACACCCAGCGCUCCCCAGUGCGGAUUCUCACGGCAAAUGGUUGGAAUCCUGCGGGACCACUCUGUCAAAUACGGUUUCUUCAACAUUCUUGCCGAUGAUGAUGUCAGACAGGGUCUGAAGGAGUAUGCCGAGUGGCCUACAUUCCCACAGCUGUGGGUGGAUGGCGAGCUUGUCGGUGGAUUGGAUAUCGUCAAGGAGGAACUCAGCAGCAACAGCGACUUUUUCAAGCCCUACAGCGUCAAUGCUGAAGAAACGGCGGCAUAA